Molecule: messenger RNA, 4079 nt
Organism: Plutella xylostella (diamondback moth)
Lineage: Eukaryota; Metazoa; Arthropoda; Insecta; Lepidoptera; Plutellidae
Gene: nAChRa4
Product: nicotinic acetylcholine receptor subunit alpha 4
Biological process (GO): monoatomic ion transmembrane transport
Cellular component (GO): postsynaptic membrane
Molecular function (GO): transmembrane signaling receptor activity; acetylcholine-gated monoatomic cation-selective channel activity
Source: RefSeq, a predicted model, not a curated record
GGCGCGGCGGACGGUCGCGGCAUGUGCUGUCGCCGGGUGCUGCUCUGGCUGGCGGCGGGCUGGCUGGGCGGCGCGCUGGCCGGCAACCCCGACGCCAAGCGGCUGUACGACGACCUGCUGUCCAACUACAACAAGCUGGUGCGCCCCGUCGUCAACACCACCGACGUGCUGCGCGUCUGCAUCAAGCUCAAGCUGAGCCAGCUCAUCGAUGUCAACCUCAAGAACCAGAUCAUGACGACAAACCUUUGGGUGGAGCAAUCCUGGUACGACUACAAGCUGCGCUGGGAGCCGCGCGAGUACGGCGGCGUGCACAUGCUGCACGUGCCCUCCGACCACAUCUGGCGCCCCGACAUCGUGCUGUACAACAAUGCCGACGGCAACUUCGAGGUUACGUUGGCGACCAAGGCCACCAUCUACCACCAGGGACUAGUCGAAUGGAAACCGCCCGCCAUUUACAAGUCCUCCUGCGAAAUAGACGUGGAAUAUUUUCCUUUCGACGAGCAAACGUGCGUUCUUAAGUUCGGUAGCUGGACGUACGACGGAUUCAAGGUGGACCUGCGCCACAUGGACGAGGCCGCAGGCAGCAACGUAGUGAAUGUCGGAGUAGACCUCUCGGAGUUCUACAUGUCCGUGGAGUGGGACAUUCUGGAGGUUCCCGCUGUCAGAAACGAGAAGUUCUACACGUGCUGCGACGAGCCGUACCUCGACAUCACGUUCAACAUCACGAUGCGGCGCAAGACGCUGUUCUACACCGUCAACAUCAUCAUCCCGUGCAUGGGCAUCUCCUUCCUCACCGUGCUCACCUUCUACCUGCCCUCCGACAGCGGCGAGAAGGUGACGCUGUCAAUCUCCAUCCUCAUCAGUCUCCACGUGUUCUUCCUGCUGGUCGUGGAGAUCAUCCCGCCCACCUCGCUGGUGGUGCCGCUGCUGGGGAAGUACCUCAUCUUCGCCAUGAUAUUAGUCUCUAUAAGUAUAUGCGUGACGGUGGUGGUGCUGAACGUGCACUUCCGGUCGCCGCAGACGCACCGCAUGGCGCCGUGGGUCAAGCGCGUGUUCAUACACAUACUGCCGCGGCUGCUGUUUAUGAAGCGGCCGCAGUACAAGUUUGAUACUACUAGGUCCCGCUACACCGCUUGCGGGGUUGUCGUCCGAUGUGGCGGCACAGCUCGGCCGCUCUACCCGUAUCGGUUAGCAGCAGCCGAGGACGACUGCUGCGCGCCUGGUGCGUGGCCGCCGACCGCGCCCCCCCGCCCCCUUACAAGGACGCCUUCUAAGGAGGAUCUCACACAUACUACGUAUUUAAAUUCAGGUAUGGGUGAGAGCAACCGCUUCGGCGGCAGCUGCAUCGUGCACGGGUCGAGCGAGGGUGGAGCACUGACGGGUGCCCCCGACUUGGCCGAGGAUGAGGCCCUGAGCCCCGUGCCAGACCCGCCGGUCGGGUUCAGCCACUCGGCGUGCCCGCCGGAAGUGCACAGGACUUGUUUCUGUGUGCGGUUUAUAGCCGAGCAUACGAGGAUGCUUGAGGAGAGCACUAAGGUGAAAGAGGACUGGAAGUACGUGGCCAUGGUGCUGGACCGCCUGUUCCUGUGGAUCUUCACGCUGGCGGUGCUGGUGGGCACGGCCGGCAUCAUCCUGCAGGCGCCCACGUUGUACGACGACCGGGAGCCGCUCACCGACAAGAACUUUAACCAAUUUGCCACGUCGACUAUAGUAAGGUGUCCGCCGCCUACGUAGGUCAAGUGAAAGUAUGAAGUUGGAUUUCAGGGAACAGCUACCGUUGUUACUGACACAUGGGUAGUUAUGUCGGAUGUUCUGCUACCGGACCAACAUCUUUAUUAAGAACUGUCUUAUCUGUCCGAUCAGCAUAAGUGCCAAUUUCUCCAUAGUGGGUUAGAGCAUAAUAACCAGAGAUAAUUGGUUGACUUUUGACACAUCUGUCAAGAAUUUAAUAUGGAGAUGACGCAUAAUUGAUCAACCUUUCCCUGUUUACGAUCUAACCGGCUCUGGAGAAAUUGGAGCUAAGUGUACCUUACCAAGAUUUGACAGGAAAGUGCUGUUAAACUGAAAUUGCUUAUGCAAUAUUUUGGUACUGGUGCUGAAGGUAUGGUUAAUGAUAAAGGCAGUGUGUCAGAACAGCAUCAGUUCAGCAGAAUGGAGUAAAAAAGAAGGAAAAAUCCUACUAAAUAGUAAUAAAUUAAAACAUCCAACGCACACCCGUCCCGCCCGACACGUGUUCUAUUCCACGACGCGUAUAUCUAUUGUUAAUUAAUAUCUUAAUGUGUAGACAUUAAGGUCGUAUCUUCAUAUCUUAAAAGUGUUUGCGUUCUUGUAAAGACGGCUGAAGAAUGGUAUUGAACGGAACGGUGCAAGCCGCCAUUUUGUAAAUCUACGACGAAAAAAAAAAUGGCGUCUUAUUACAUUACCGUUUACGGAAGAUUAAAAAGCAAGUAUAGAAAUGAAAGGCAAUUAACUCUUAUGACAAUAAAGAAUCUAUCGACUUAUUUCCCCUGCAGUUAGUUCUGUUUACACAUUUACGUUAACUCUCUGGGAUCAUUCUUGUAAUCACCGUUCAGAAAUCAUUGAAGGUGCCUGCACAAAAUAUUGAAUCGAGAUUAAAUUUAUUAAUGAUUAAUAUUUAUUUAAUCCCGAUUCAAUGUUUUGUGUAAGUAACUAAAAAUAUAGUUAUAACGUUAUUAAAUAAGAUACUCAACUAACGAAACACCACCAAGUGAAUAUUGUCUGUGUUCAAUAACAAUGUGUUAGUAAUAGAAUAAAAUAAUCGGAAAUAUAAAGUAGGCGCAUAUCUUACUACUCAUAUUGUAUCGGUGUUUUUGAUCUUGCACAAAGCCAUUUUUAUUUACGACUCGUAAAUAGUUUUAAUUUAAUAUUUCUCACUUUUAGCUCUCUUGUAGGUAUCGAAUAAUUUAGCUGUAGCUCUAAAGCUUACGACUCUAAGGCCGAAUAUAAACGUGCUAUUAAAAAAAAUGCAAAUGGGCUACGAAACUUUAGUUUUUAUCGCAAUUUUAUAGCCACUACUGCCAAUUUUAUACAUUAUUUAAUUACCUACUACUCAAUGAAGGCUACAGUCCCGAUAUUUCACACUUAAAACGAUAAAAACGAUAGAAUGGUGUUUUUUUUUUUGCAUUUGAGAGUGUAUACUAUUGCAAAUUAAAGUUAUGUAUGUUUGUUCAAAAAAGCAUUUAAUAGCGCGUGUAUUGUCGGCGUAAUGUAAAUCUACCUACUAUUAGGACAUAACUAAUUCAAUUCUAUCUCUAUGUUUCCUUAUCCUGACUGUACGUGUUUCGUUUUGUCGUAGAAUAGAACAUGUUCAUUGUAACAAAACGAUUUUAUUAUUUUUAAGAAACAUUUUAAUAUACUAUUAGAGAAAAUGCAAGUUUUGAGAAAGGAGAAAGUUUUGUAUUUACAAAAGCCAAAGUAAUUUAGUACAUAAAUGAUUAUUUAGAAAUAUUUCACCAGCUUUUGACCCACGUAUUUUAUUAAAAAGAAAAGAAUUAACAGUACUUAAAUAUCAUGUAUGGUAUUGUGGCAACCACAAAGGUAUCUUGCUCAAAAAAAUCAAGAAAAUAUACAGGGUGGAUUUUUAUAAGUGAUGUUCCCGUUGGCUGGCGUAUUAUUUCAAAGUUAGUUAAAAGUUUUUUAAUCUGACGGGUAGGUUACAUUGGCUUGCCAACGGGAAAGUCACUAAUGAAACUCGACCUCGUGUAAAGAUAUUAUAAUUUGAAAUGAUUUCCGAAUAAGUUAGUAGUAUGUAAUAGUAUGUUGUAUUUCAUUUUAUAAAGUGCUUGGACCAUUGAGCGAGCUAUGAAUACAGUCUGAAACUCAUUACUUUUAAGUAUACUCCAUAAAAAAUCCUAUGUUUAUGUUCAUUGUUGUAUACCUUGUCAUACAUAACCAACGUAGGUAAGGUACGAAAGUGUAUACAGAUUUAUGAAGUCAACUGUACGUUGGUAGGUAUACUGUAUAUUUAAUCAGUUUCAGAUUGUAUCAUUGAAAGCUUAUCAAAAUAACGGUGUAAGUAAGGACAUACUUGAUAUUAUAAUUUAAGAUACGAAAUUAUA